AUGGUGACAGUUGCGCUGAGCCUGAGGGUCGGUGGCUGGGCGUGCGUCUGCAGGAGGUACCUGUGCAACGAGGCGCGAGACACUGUGCGUAUGCGCGAGGGUGCCAGCACGCCCGAUGCUACUCUAUACCGGAGGAGGGUAACCUGGAUAUUCAUGUUCGAUGACCAGCGCGAAAGGUUCAUUCAUAACUCGUCGCCCAACGGGGACUGGAGGAAACUUGACGUCGUGGAAGCGUCCCUUCCUGUCGGAUCGGUCUGGGACGAAGCCGUCGUAUCCAAUAUCAUCGCCAAGGGCUUGUGCGUGUCUUCGGUCAGCUCAUCUUUUGGUAACAUUUAA
Molecule: messenger RNA, 336 nt
Organism: Prorocentrum cordatum
Lineage: Eukaryota; Dinophyceae; Prorocentrales; Prorocentraceae
Source: the annotation of a GenBank genome assembly